AGGACAUUGAGGAGCAUUGAAUAUAAAUAAGCAUCGAUUGCUUGGCGCUGGUUGAUUUUAUUGUUCUUCAUUUGAAUAACAUGACAGCAGCUCACUCUCUCAAAGAUAAGGUGGCCGUGAUCACCGGUGGCAGUCGCGGUGUCGGUAAAGCAGUGGCGGAUGCCCUGGUGGCCGCAGGCGCCAAGGUGGUGAUCGGUGACCUGUUGGAUAAAGAAGGCCAAGAACUGGUGCAAAGUUACAAUGAAAAGUCCGCCGAGAACGAAAAGGUGGCCGCUUACCUCCACACUGACGUCCGAAAGUAUAGCGAUAACAAAGCACUUUUCCAGUUGGCAGAGAAAGAAUUUGGUGGCGUGGAUAUUGCCAUUCUCAAUGCUGGCAUUGCCACCAACAGCAAUUCUGUGUUCACUCCGUUGGACGACGAACUGGAAGCUCGUAUGUUUGACGUAAAUAUUAUUUCGGUUGUCAAAGGAACCAAGGUGGCCAUCCUGCAUAUGGCGAAACGCGGCGGAGGAGUCAUUGUACAUACAGCCUCCCUCGCUGGAUUUUACGCCUCACCUAGUCUCAGCUCGUAUACAGCCAGUAAACACGCAGUGGUGGGUUAUACACGAUCGUUCCAAUUGCUGCCUCAGGUUUGCAACGUCCGUGUCAACGCGAUUUGUCCUUACUGGAUCGAAACGGACCUUCUCAAUAGCUUGAGCUCUAGAGAAGGCGCCGAUCCCAUGGAAGGCUUGAUAGCUGUGUCGCCUCGUGUUCCCAUCGAUACGGUCGUCGAAGGAUUUUUGACCUUGAUCACCGAUGAAACGCGCAAUGCUCAAACAUUGAUGGCUCUACCCGACGGUCUCCAAGUCCAAGACCCGUUGCCACCUAAAGAUAGUCUUUUUACCGCUGAAAAUCUCGCUCACAGUCCGAUAUACCUGGCUGAAGCCGUUGCUGAUUUUAAAAAGAAGCUGGCCAAAGCAAUGGAAGAAUAUGGCAUUUGAGCUUUCUAGCCCGAUAGAGACUGAUUUCUCGAUAUUAAUACUAAUAAAAGAUU
Radiomyces spectabilis is the source of this 1033-nucleotide messenger RNA. RefSeq lists its product as uncharacterized. Gene Ontology annotation, molecular function: oxidoreductase activity, acting on the CH-OH group of donors, NAD or NADP as acceptor. The record is from RefSeq and is a predicted model, not a curated record. The transcript has 5 exons. The coding region runs from base 81 to 980 and encodes 299 amino acids. NCBI's taxonomy places the organism in Eukaryota, Fungi, Mucoromycota, Mucoromycetes, Mucorales, Radiomycetaceae. Gene Ontology annotation, cellular component: cytoplasm.